Molecule: messenger RNA, 1298 nt
Organism: Camelina sativa (false flax)
Lineage: Eukaryota; Viridiplantae; Streptophyta; Magnoliopsida; Brassicales; Brassicaceae
Product: double-stranded RNA-binding protein 1
Biological process (GO): RNA processing; regulation of gene expression
Cellular component (GO): nucleus
Molecular function (GO): ribonuclease III activity; double-stranded RNA binding
Source: RefSeq, a predicted model, not a curated record
GGGGAGAAGGUUUUUGGUGAAACUGAAACCGCUUAAAGCCUUAAAUUAUCUCCGUCUCUUUCUCUCUCAGAGGUUCCAUAGCAGCCAGGCAUCACGCGGGGCGUCCUGUUGCCUAAAAGUAGUCCCUUUCUUCGCUCCCGGUGCUCUACCAUAACAUUCUCUUCAGCUCGAGAAAAUGACCCCUAAUGAAGUUCCCUCUGGUGUUUCGAGUUGUUAUGUGUUCAAAAGCCGGUUGCAGGAGUAUGCUCAGAAGUACAAGCUCCUAACGCCUAUUUAUGAGACUGUCAAAGAAGGCCCUUCACACAAAUCUUUCUUUCAAUCGACUGUGAUACUCGAUGGUGUCAGAUAUAACUCUUUGCCUGGAUUCCUCAACCGUAAGGCUGCAGAGCAAUCAGCUGCGGAGGUUGCUCUCCAGGAAUUAGCUAAAUCCAGUGACCUAAGCCAAUGUGUUUCACAACCUGUUCACGAAACAGGGUUAUGCAAGAACCUUCUUCAAGAGUACGCUCAAAAGAUGAAUUACGCAAUUCCAUUGUAUCAGUGCCAAAAGAUUGAAACUCCUGGGAGAGCUACACAAUUCACAUGUACUGUAGAGAUUGGAGGCAUAAAGUAUACUGGAGCUGCAACAAGAACUAAAAAAGAUGCUGAGAUAAGCGCUGGGAGAACCGCUCUUUUAGCUAUCCAGUCAGAAUCUAAAAACAACCUUGCCAACUACAGCACUCCGCCUACUAUACUCAACUCCAACAGUCAGCUAACUGUACUUCCUUUAGAGAGGAAGACAUUAGAGGUAGUGAUCCCAGUUAAGGAAACCAUCAAGACUCCGAAAAUCAGGAAGGCUCAGUUCAAGAAGAAAGCUCGGAAAGGAAAACUCAAAGUAGCUAAGGAUAGUGAAGAUGUGAUCAUCCCUCCUCAACCUACCGAGCAUUGUCAAAACGAGCAGUCUGAGAAAACUGAGACAACGCUGAAUCUGGAACCUUCGCCGUGCAUGGAUGAGUGCAAGGAAGUAGCAUUUGAGAGUGUGGAGACAGAAGCAAGCCAAGCAUAACUAUCUCAAGAUGGGAUCUUUGUGAGCUUGUCAUAGUAACUAUUUGGUUGGGAUCUUUGUGAGCUUGUCAUAGUAACUAUUUGAUUAUAUAGCCAGUUUGUGAUUCACAAGUUGAACGGAAAACCAAAAAUAGAAAGGAAAAAGAGAUAUGGGCUCAAAUAUUUGUAUUUUUCUUUUCUUUUUGACAUCGGCUCACUAUUCGUGAAUACAACAACAAUGUAUAAUAAACUUUACAAGUGAUGAUUUUUGUUUGCCA